Vitis riparia (riverbank grape) is the source of this 1105-nucleotide messenger RNA. RefSeq lists its product as uncharacterized. Bases 64 to 831 code for a protein of 255 amino acids. NCBI's taxonomy places the organism in Eukaryota, Viridiplantae, Streptophyta, Magnoliopsida, Vitales, Vitaceae. The record is from RefSeq and is a predicted model, not a curated record. Gene Ontology annotation, molecular function: protein binding. The transcript is spliced from 5 exons.
UCUGUCCCUUUUGGAAGUCGCAGUGAAAGUGUGAAGUGAGAUAGCAGACACAACAGAGCAAAAAUGUCUGCGGCCGUCUGCGGCAGCAAGAGAUCAUUCAUGGACGACAUCGAAACGACGCCGCCUCAGGCUUCCAAGAAGCUUCGCUGUUCUUCCAACUCUCCUCCCAGAUGCUCACCACCCUCUGCUCCCCUUCGUCAACUCGCUGCUACCUUUCCUCUCCUCGACUUCCAGGUUCUUGAAAGAGCACUGGCAGAAUGUGACAAUGACCUAGAUUCUGCCAUGAAGGGCCUGCAUGAGCAUCAUUCAAGAUAUAUGGAGAAAAGAAUAGGUUCAGUUGAAGGGACCUUUGCUGCAAACAUGGAUAAAGGUAGCAUAACUGCUGAUGGAACUGCUUUUUCAAACAACCUUCCUGUGGAUGGUGGAGAAUGGGUGGAAUUAUUUGUAAGGGAAAUAAUGAAUGCUGCAAAUGUAGAUGAUGCCAGAGCCCGUGCAACAAGAGCACUGAAUGGUUUGGAGAAAUCCAUCAGUGCAAGAUCUGAUGCUGAGGUAGCACAGACAUUUUACAAGGAAAAUAUAAUGCUAAAGGAACAACUUGAAGUACUAAUGCGGGAAAAUACUAUUCUCAAACGUGGUGUGGCUAUCCAGCAUGAACGCCAGAGAGAGUAUGAUGAUAGGAACAGAGAAUUGCAGAUGUUGAAGCAUUUGGUCCCUCAAUAUCAGGAGCAGCUGAGAACCCUAGAGGUGAAGAACUAUACCUUGUCAAUGCAUCUGAGGCAUAUGCAGCAAAGCAGCUCUGUCACCGGUCGCUUCAAUCCUGAUAUCUUUUGAGAAAGAGAUGGAAGGUAGUACAUGAUAGAAAACUCAACUCAAAUUUCUGGGCUCAUUCAUGGUGUUUGCUCAGGGACCUGUUUGUUGUCUUUUUCAUGGCCCAUUUGGUCAUGUUGUCUGGCUGUCGUUGUAAGCAAAAUAUGGAGUUAGUUUCAGCUCUGCUAAUAGAAGAUUUUGAAGUGAUUUUAAAUUUUAAUGGCAUUCUCAUUUUGUGAGAAGAUUUUGCACUAAUUUCAAUUUCUUACUAUAUAUAUCAUAUAAGAUCUUUGAGGGC